Molecule: messenger RNA, 2894 nt
Organism: Zootoca vivipara (common lizard)
Lineage: Eukaryota; Metazoa; Chordata; Lepidosauria; Squamata; Lacertidae
Gene: CD96
Product: CD96 molecule
Biological process (GO): inflammatory response; cell-matrix adhesion
Source: RefSeq, a predicted model, not a curated record
AUGAAAAGCAGAACCCAUCAUGCAAAUAGGAGAGAAGUCCUAACCACAGACAGAACAUUUUAUCUUCUUUGAGAGACAUCUGAAUGUGUUGUUACUCUUUCUUUAGAAAUAAUUUUUCUUAGCAACGUGAGCUAAAGAUGGAGAGGAGAUGGCAAUUUCAGGUGCAUUAUUUGUUCAUCCUCACACACUUGAUCAAUGCCCAGUCUAACAUCAUCCUUCAGGAUGGGAAAACUGUCUAUGGUUUGCCUGGCAGCAAUGUGACUCUAUCAUGUAGCAUCCCAAAGGAAAAGGAUACGUAUGUAACACAAACACAGUGGACAAAGAUUCAGGAUGGUCUGCCGAGAAAGAUAGCUAUAUACCACCCCACCUAUGGACCAAAACACCAUGAAACGGCUUACAGCUACUCUGUGAGUUUCAGGAAGGAUGCCCACAAUUGCCUGGGCGGCCACAGUGAUAUUACAGCCAGCAACAUAGAAUGCAGUCAAUGGAUUCUGCAGCUGAAGAACGUGAGUCUGGAAAUGUCUGGCUUGUAUGAGUGCAACUUUGCUACAUUUCCAACUGGAACAAUCCGCUCUGAAAUCAAUCUUGUUGUUAAGAACAGUGUGAAACCAGAAAUCUCUAUUGGCCUCCAAGCAAGUUUCACAGGAGAGGCUAAUAUUACUUGUGUGGUAAGGAAGGCAUUUCCUAAGCCCGACCUUCAGUGGUACAUGGAUGGAGAGAUACUGAAGGACAAAUCCGGAGGACUAUCCAUACAAAAAGAAGAUGCAACGUUUGAGGGAGGUUUUUAUGAGAGGAGAUCACUGUUGACAAUACGAAGUACAACUUGGCCAUCCAUUUAUCAGGCUUUCAAAUGCAUGUCUGUGUAUCCUUUCCCUGGAAAUGACAUUUCAUCUGAAGAAAUAGUUUUCCCUUGUGGGUUUCAGACUACAUCUUUGCCACUCUCAGAAUCUGUUACUCAAGUUACUCCAGUCUCGGAUUCCCCCACACAAAGGCUUCAGACUACGACGAUGGAAGCUUCAAAAUCCAGUAGUCGGGUUAAUCCAGUUUUGGAUUCCCUCACAAAAAAGCCCGGGCUUUCGACUAAAAACCUGCAAGAUAACACCAUUACGAAGAUCUCCAGUUACUCCACAGUUCCACAAAGGAAUCUAUCCACCAGCAGAGAGACGGAAGCAACCACACUGACUGCACUUGAUCAUUCAUCCACUGGGAAGGACUGGUUUAAUAAUACAGGUGAUCUAUCCACCAGAAGAGUGACUGAAGAAACCCCACAGACUAGCCAUGAUAAUUUAUCCACAAUGAAGGGCCAGUUUAAAAGCAUAGGUACUGCAACUAGUCCAGGAAAGACUUCCUUCCCCUGGCCAGCAGUUGUAGCCGUUCUGCUUCUCUUAUGCACAUGCUUAUUCGUUUUGGGAGUCAGAAAAUGGUGCCAGUAUCAAAAAGAAAUUCUGAACAGACCGCCGUCUUUCAAGCCACCUCCCCCUCCAGUUAAAUACACCUCUAUGCAAGAAAUAGAGGGAACGUACUCAUCGUGCAAUGAACAGGAAAAUGGGCCUGAAGCUUCCGGGAUAAUGCGAGUCUUUAUCGUAUGAACCUCACAGGCAUACAGUGGCAGUGAGCCACAUGGGAAUUUAGACUGCUUAAACCUGCAUGGAUGCGAAGAGCACAUGGAUGAGAAGAGUAUACUUAUCCAGUUUAUAAAGAAGCUGGACACCCUGCAAGCAAAGUGAAGUGGACCCUAGCCAUUCACCAUCUUAGUUUCCCAGAGGCAACAGUACAUAUAAGUGAGCAUAUACACAUUGUGUCAUGGCUCUGUUGCAGGGAGUAGUGUCAAUAAGCGCUAAGCAUAUCAUCCAACCAUAUCUGCACUCCUUAAAUAUGUAGCAACGCCCCUGCCCUCUAACACGGCAUUACAUACAAAGAUGUACAUUUACCUAUUGCUUUCAUCAGGGGUGCUGAUCCUGUCCCGUCCCGUCCCGUCCCCCGGACUACAUUUCCCAUCAGCCCCAGCUGGCAUGGCUAGGGCAGUGGUUGGCGAAAGCUGCAAUAUAGCCUAACUACAUGGUCAGAAAAUAAUAUAAAUGUUGAGCAGCUUGUGGAGGAACCAUGAACUGGUUGCAUUGCAGGAAGUAAAGUAUAAAUCAGAGCUAAGUAUACCAUCUAGAUUCUAUAUCAUAUCCAUUCUACUUUGUUUGGAUUCAGUGCAUUGUAAAGGCAGCGUCUCUGAAAAGCGUAGCAUCAGAAUUUGAAUGAAAUCAUUGCCAGGUGAUUUCCAGGUCUCCUUAUCUCUAAGCUUGAAUUGUGAUUUUGGGGUGCCACUAAGAAAGGUGGGAGGGAAACAAAUGAAGGUUUGGCAGAUACAUAUUUAUUCUUCCUUCUUGUUUGUCCCAUGAUUUGGAAAAUGCCAUAAUUAUGCAAUCUGUAAGGCAUUUGAGAAUCAGGUUUUUAAUGUAGUUUUUGUGCAAUUUUAAAUUACCCUUGUAUUUUAAUUGUUCAUACACUGUCUUGUGUAUAUUUUUAAAGGCACUCUAGGGGGGGGGGGGACGGCUAAAAAUAAUAAUGUUGUAGUAACCACAUAGAACCAGAAGGUGGCUCUGUAGGCUUAAAUUUUGCAUAUAAAAUGUUUCCCAUAGAAUGGGGAUAACCCAGAAUAUAAACAGCUGCUAAAUCUGCUAAUAUCCAAUAUGUUUCAAAAUAAGUGAUUUAUGGAUAUAAACAGAGAUAAGUAGGCUGAGUAGGUGAUUUUUUUCUUUUUCUUUUUUUUUAAUGUACAAAUUUAAACCAAAGAUGAACAAUAUCCAUACCAGAAUUUGCCUCUGAUUGUUUCUGUCAACAGUAGCAAGACUUUUGUGAACUUCAUAUCUGAAAAGCUCUGAUACUAGGAUGCAAAUAAAAUA